AUGAUCAGAUGUCCCAUAUGCCAGAAACAUGUUGUUCUGUCCAACGUCAACGAACACCUCGAUUCUGGCUGUCGAGCAUUCAUCGCAACCCACCUACAGUGUAGAGCAUCAUCUACUCUCAUCGAAAAUGACUGCGAGCAACAUGAGAGUUGCACCAGCCCUCAAGAAACAACGGAACAACAUCAGCUGAAAGAUGGCUACAAGUCAACGGUCCCACUCGCUGUUAACAGUAUGUUAAAAAGAGCCGUCCCUCAGCAGGAGUCCAACACCGCGCGAAAGAAGCCAGAUAUCGGGCCAUCAUCGACUGAGCUUGAAACGAAGCGACUAAAUCUUCGUGAUGCACCUUUAGCUGAGCAUGUCCGGCCGCGGUGCUUCAAUGAAAUCGUCGGUCAGGAAUCCUUGAUUGGGCCAAAUGGUACACUCAGGCGGUUGAUUGAACAGGAUAAUCUUCCGAAUCUGAUUUUGUGGGGGCCCCCAGGAAGCGGCAAAACUACAAUUGCCAGGAUCAUCGCGCCUAUAAUGAGGAGAAAUAUCUACGAGAUUAGUAGCUUGACUACGACGACGACAGAAUACAAAAGCACCGUCACCAAGGCUACACAGGAUGUGCAAGACGAUCGGAAGAAAUCCAUUGUGUUUUGUGACGAGAUACAUCGAAUCACGCGUCCGCAACAAGAUAUAUUUCUCGAUGCUAUUCGAAGAAAUAACAUUACUCUCAUCGGUGCGACGACAGAGAAUCCAUCAUUGAAUAUUCGCCAUGCUCUUGUCUACAAAUGCAGGAUUUUCACUGUCACGAAGCCAACCACCAAUGAUAUAGCGGCUAUCCUUCGUCGUUCGGUGGAAUCACAGAGCCUGAAGUCAUCCCCGCUUCUGGAUGAUGAAUUCCUUCAAUACAUAGCCGGCUUCGCUGAUGGUGACAGUAGAAUCGCACUGAACGUUCUGGAGAUAGCUGCGGAUCUAUGCAGGCGACCGAACAUGACCAAGGAGAAGUUGAAGCAUUCAUUGACCAAGAGUUUACUUUACGACCGUUCGGGAGAUCAGCACUAUGACACCAUUUCGGCAUUCCACAAGUCAAUUCGAGGCAGUGAUCCCGAUGCUGCGUUAUAUUACCUUGUUCGAAUGCUCCAGUCAGGCGAGAACCCUUUAUUCAUCGCUCGCCGUCUUAUUGUGGCGACCUCGGAAGACAUUGGACUUGCCAAUAAUGCCUUGCAAACAUAUGCAACCUCAGUCUACUUGAUGAUUGAGAAACUAGGGAUCAAAGACACACAGUCUGCUCUGGCUCAACUCGUUAUAACAAUGUGUUUGUCAAAAAAGAGCACUCGAUCCUAUCGUGGCCUGAAUAAUGCUCUUGCUGCAUUGAAAGAGCCUGGGAUGAGCGACGUACAAGUUCCCUUCCACCUCUUGGAUCGUAGGCCUGAGCUUCUGAGAGAGGCUGCCCGGGUCAUGACCACUGACUGCAAACAAAACCAAGAGAGGCUUCAAACCACCCAGGACUUCCUUCCAGAUCCUCUUAAAGGACGAAAAUUUUUGGAAGACACUGAUUUUCUAUUUAAACGAGAUCCCGAUCUAAGUUAUCCGUGA
Molecule: messenger RNA, 1578 nt
Organism: Aspergillus affinis
Lineage: Eukaryota; Fungi; Ascomycota; Eurotiomycetes; Eurotiales; Aspergillaceae
Product: ATPase WRNIP1
Exons: 1
Coding region: 1-1578 (525 amino acids)
Biological process (GO): DNA repair; regulation of DNA repair; DNA-templated DNA replication
Cellular component (GO): nucleus
Molecular function (GO): ATP hydrolysis activity; DNA binding; single-stranded DNA helicase activity
Source: RefSeq, a predicted model, not a curated record